Messenger RNA from Osmerus eperlanus (European smelt), 3420 nucleotides. RefSeq names its product coiled-coil domain containing 146 (gene ccdc146). The coding region runs from base 113 to 2980 and encodes 955 amino acids. NCBI's taxonomy places the organism in Eukaryota, Metazoa, Chordata, Actinopteri, Osmeriformes, Osmeridae. The transcript has 18 exons. The record is from RefSeq and is a predicted model, not a curated record. Gene Ontology annotation, cellular component: cytoskeleton.
CUUAUGCUCCUCUGAGUUACAGUACUUUCAUACUCACCAUCAUCCAUGAUUCGCAAAGGUGUGUGCAUGUGCGUGCGUGACUGUGCGCGUGUGUUUGUCUCACAGGUAGAACAUGAACCAGGCUGAGAGGAAAAGCUCUCCCAGCGGAGGAGAAGAGGGAGAGGGUCUAUCUUCAGAGGAAAUCCCCCUCUCCGCCCAGGCACCUGACGCGGCACUGCAAGAGGAGGGACCUAGCACAAACAUAUCAGCCAGCCCUGCCUACCAGUGUCUAGACGAGCUUUUCUCUCUGGGGAAAAUCAGUGGGAACAUGCUGGCCCGGCUGAAGGCCAGUUACAGCCUGCUCCAUGACACUCUCAGGAGCUCCCAGGAGUCAGAGAUCCAGCUCCUGCAGCAGGCUCGGUGUUUUCGAGCCCAGCUGGAGCUCCAGGGGCAGGACCUGGAGAGGGCGGAGACCUUCCCCGAAGUGGAGGAGUCGGAGGUCGGCCGCAUGAGGCAGCAGCUCCUCAAGUUCCACAACGACCUGCUGAUGGCCGAGGAGAGGGAUUACCAGAUGAACUACCAGCUGGAGUGCUGCGUGGAAGAGAAGGCCUGCCUGGAGAAGGAGUACGAGGCUCAGCCCAAGCCUGUAGAGCUGGAGAAGAGAGCCAGGCUUCUGAAGGAGAGCAGUGAGGAGCUGAGGAAGGAGGUGACCCAGCGGAGGCAGGAGAUCAGGAGCCUGCAGGAGGACAUGCAGGCCAGGCAGAGACUCCUGCAGAGGGAGCACAGGGAGCUGGAGGACAAGAAGGAGGUCAUAGACAUUAACCAGGCUGAGCUGGCACAGAUUCUCUCUGUACCUGGGCAGCUGAGUAAGGAGAUAGAGAGAAUAAACCGAAAGAAAACGGAGGUGGAGAGGAGGAAGGCAGCGCUGCAGGAGCAGGCGGAGGAGCUGGCGGCGCUGCGGGGCCGUACGGAGGCCAGGAGCCUGGCCCUGGAGGAGGAGCGCAGGGAGGUGAUGAGGGAGCUGGAGGGGAGGAGGACCCUGCUGGAAGCCGCUGACAGGGAGCACAACAUGCUGCUGAAGGAGCAGGACAUGAACAAGGAGAAGGAAGCCCUCCUGAUGGGACAGAGGGGAGUACAGGAACUGAAUCUGAGUCACAUCAGCGUGGAGAGGAAGAACGUGCACGACAGCCUCUCCCGGAAGCUGAGAGAGAGAGACCGGCAGAUCAGGGGCCUGAAGAAGAUGGAGCAACAGCUGAAACUGGCCAAUGACACGCUGGCGCACACCCAGGUGCUCUACAACAAGACCAAGUGCGAGAGGGACGCCCUCCCCCGAGGGGACAGUAACCUGCAGAGGAGGCUAGAACUGCACAAGGAGGUGGAGACUCUCAAACAAAAGCUGAUCCACCAGUCGUGUGCGGAGGUGGAGGCCCAGCUGAUGGAGCGCUGCAUGGAGCAGGAGCAGGCCCUGGUGAGGGAGACCUUCCGCUGCAGGGAGGAGCUGCACAUGCUGGGCUGCCUGGCUCAGAUCAAGUCUGACGAGAGGGAACACAAGUCCCGGGAGCUGCUCCGAGCCGGGAAAAGGUACACCCGCAUCAAACAGGAAGUGAUGGGGAAGAGUCUGGUGAUCCAGGAACACAAGAAACAGAACCAGGAGAUACAGGCCAGACUGGGCGUGUUCGCCAAGCUGUAUGACAUCAUCAAGGGCGACAGGAACAAGUGUGUGAACCUGAUCCAGAUGGCGUCGCAGAGGACGGCCGAGAUGAGGGAGAAGUUCAAGAUCCUGGAGAACGAGAUGGAGAUCCUCAGGACCACAGUCGUCAUCAAGGAGAAGCUGCUGCAGAAGUCUCGCCUGAAGCACAUCCACAGCCGCACCAUCAGAGACAGCCUGAGGAACGACCUGGCCCAGGUGUCCUGGACGCUGCAGGACAUGAGUCACAAGAGGCAGGAGCAGAAGCUGGAUCUGGUGGAGCUCACGCGCAUCAUCAGCGUCCACGAGCAGAACCUGCUGCAGCUGCGCAAGACCCACGACGCCGCCGUGCAGGGCCGCAACGAGCGGGGCGUGCAGCUUCUGGAGCGCGAGGAGGAGAUGUGUAUCUUCUACGAGAAGGUGAACGUCCAGGAGAGCCUGAUCAGAGAUGGGGAUGUGGCCAUGCAGGCCCUGGAGGAGCACAUGCGCUCCCAGCAGAUGACCAUCAGCCAGGAGACACGGCAGAUCCACCUCAGCAGGAAGAUGCUGCCCUGCAAGAGAGCCCUGGCGGAGGAGAGCACCUCACUGCAGAGACAGCUGUCAGAGUGUAAGGACCAGAUGCUGGAGCUGGAGAAGGCUCUAGAAGACCCUGGGCAGGAGAACAGGGCCCGGGUGCUGGGGGGGAAGGACCCGUCGCCUGUGGAAAUGAUCAAGAAAAUAGAACAGUUGGAGGUGCGCCUAGCGGAGCAGGAAGAGCUGCUUCUGGAGAAGGAGCUGGUCUAUGAUCAGGUGACCAGACUCUCCCGGCGAAUCAGAGCCAAGGCUGAGAACGGCAAACAGGAUACCCUGGACCUGGCUAAGAAGGUGAACGAGCUGCAGGGCCGUGUGAAGGAGGUGACGAGGCAGAUGAUGGCGGUGGUGUCGGAGCUGUCCAUGCGCCAGGCCUCCGCCAUGUCCCUGCAGCAGGAGGUGAGGGAGGGCGAGCUGCGGCUGGACUCCUGCCGGCGCCGCCUGGCCCAAGGCCUGCCCCCCUCCCCGGAGAUGGAGGACCAGUGGCAGAGGAUGCUCCGCCACCAGCAGCAACGCCACGACGCCUCGCAGGAGAGAGAGAGGCUGCUGGAGGAGGAGCAGAGGACGCAGCUCCCCAGCGGGGUGUACACCACGGCCGAGGCCCGUCCCAACGCCUACAUCCCCCAGGGGGACGAGCUCCCGCUGCCCCGCCCCUACGGAGGCCUGGCGCCCUUCAAGCCCUCCGAGCCCGGAGCCAACAUCAGACACGUCCGCAAGCCCCGGCUGAAACCCAUCGAGAUCUAGACCCCCCCCCCCCCACACACACACACACACACACACACACACACACCUUUACAGACUCACACACAAACACACAUUAUAGACUUGCACGAUUACACACACACCUUUACAGACUCACACACACACACACACAUUAUAGACUUGCACGAUUACACACACACCUUUACAGACUCACACACACACACACACUCUUACAUGAACUCAAUCACACCUUUGAGACAGGAUAUUUUGAAGAGUGCAUGGGUCAGAGCUCUGAGAGAACCACUGCAGGACCACGUGCCUCACGACAUGUGAUUCUCAGCACAGAUCAUUAAAUACAGCUCUAUUCUCCCCACGUAGCACCUCCUUCCUUCCUCCUACCAAAGUCUCGGCCCAGACACAGUGCAUAUGUUUGUUAUUGUGAGCUGAGGUACAAACACACACUUCAACUUGCACUCAAAAAC